Messenger RNA from Colletes gigas, 897 nucleotides. RefSeq names its product autophagy protein 5 (gene Atg5). Bases 86 to 883 code for a protein of 265 amino acids. The record is from RefSeq and is a predicted model, not a curated record. Lineage: Eukaryota; Metazoa; Arthropoda; Insecta; Hymenoptera; Colletidae. The transcript has 4 exons. Gene Ontology annotation, biological process: autophagosome assembly; nucleophagy; autophagy of mitochondrion. Gene Ontology annotation, cellular component: cytoplasm; Atg12-Atg5-Atg16 complex; phagophore assembly site membrane.
CAUAACCCCUUUACUGUAAGGGUAGCUAAGUGACAUUGUAGGCACGAAUGAAUUGAAACAAACUUUGUUUGUCGUCGUAUGCAUAAUGGCAAAUGAUAGAGAGGUGCUCAGAGAAAUUUGGGAUGGCAAAAUUCCCGUUUGUUUUACGCUUGAUUCCGAGGAAAUAUGCGAAUUGCAAGGGCCCGAUCCGUUUUAUUUAAUGGUACCUAGGUUAAGUUAUUUUCCACUCUGCACAGACAAGGUACGAAAGCAUUUUAUACGACACGUGCAAAGCGACACUAAACAGGAACACGAAAUGUGGCUAGAAUUCAAUGGAAUACCCCUAAAAUGGCAUUAUCCGAUCGGUGUGCUCAUGGACAUUUAUUCUAACGACAUUCAGUUACCAUGGAACAUUGUUGUUCACUUUGAAAGGUUCCCAGAGAAUGUAUUGAUGCAUUGUCAAAACAAAGAGGCAGCAGAGUCCUAUUUCCUAUCCUGUAUAAAAGAAGCAGAUGUAUUGAAGCACAGAAGUCAAGUUGUGUCCAGUAUGCAAAAGAAAGAUCACAAUCAGCUGUGGUCUGGCCUGCUCAAUGACAAAUUCGAUCAAUUUUGGUCCGUGAAUCGAAAACUUAUGGAGGCCAGCAACAGCGAAGAAGGUUUCAAAUAUAUACCAUUUAGAUGCUACACAAGCGAGGACAAAUACAUUCAGAAGCUCGUGAAACCUAUCAACGAAGAGGGUCAGAGGAAAACACUAAGGCAUUUGUUGAAUGAAGUAUUUCCAAACCAGGAGAAGAUCACGGUGCUCACCCAUGGCAUAGUGCCACCUAUGGAAACGCCUCUUCAAUGGAUGUCCGAACAUUUGAGCUACCCUGACAAUUUCCUGCAUUUAGUUCUGGUGUCAUAACGCAUAUCGAAACG